UUGAACCAGGAUCUUUGCUAUUUAAAAUCUAAUUAUUAAUUUAGAGUGUUAUAAGGACAUGUUAGGGCACUCUCAAAGUAUACAACCCUUUUCCUUGUGACCUAUGUAGAGGCACGUUUAUCCCAAACAAGGUGCAAAAACAAGGAAGUGCCAACUACAAGAGGAGCGUUUAUAACAGUGGCGCUGUCAUUUUUAGAGCUCAUAAUAACACAUGUGUUCAGUUUUCGGGCGCAGGGUCCGCCAUGGCUGACAGGCGCUGCAAUCAAGUGGCGCUCUGGCACAUAAGAGUAAUUUGAGCGAUUUACACAGCAUCGCGUGCGAACUCACCGCUUGUCGUGACAGCGGGACAGAUGCUUCUCAGGCAAAUGCUGCCUUCAGUGCGGGGAGCGUGGACGCGCCACGGCGCAUGCUCUCCUACCUCUCCCGACCGGCGGAGGAUGAGAACUGAGCCCUGCUCCACAACGGGGAUCUCAUGAUGGAGAAGGAAGAGGAGGGGGAGUCCAGUGGCAACAACCAUAAGACUCAAGUCAUACUGCACCUGCAGCCCAUCUUGCACGGGGGAAAUUAUGACAUUGCAGAUACAAGCAGCACAGUCUUGGCCAUAGAGACCCAACCUGAAGACAGCAAAUCACAGGGUGACAGUGUGGAAUAUGGCUAUCCCAUCACUUGUGGAGAAAGCAGAGCUGUUUUACUCUUUAAGAAGUUUGUGUGCCCUGGAAUCAACGUUAGAUGUGUGAAAUUUAAUGACCAGCUUAUCAGUCCUAAGCAGUUUGUACACCUGGCAGGGAAAGCCACUCUGAAGGACUGGAAAAGGGCCAUCAGACUGGGCGGGGUUAUGCUCAGAAAAAUGAUGGACUCCGGCCAGAUAGAUUUCUACCAGCAUGACACGGUGUGCAGCAACACAUGCCGCAGCACCAAGUUUGACAUGCUGAUCAACAGCACGCAGCUUCCUCUGGGAACGUCAGUGCAGCCCAACCCCUCAUGUUUGGCUCUCGAGCCUCUUGGAGGACAGGUGCCUCCCCUGACAGGAGAGGUUCUACAUGAUUCAGCUGACAUAGAUGAGUCUUUGGAUGAUAAGUUUGGAGGAGAGUGGAGCACUGCAAACACCACCACAGCCAAUGGACAUGCAAAGAGGAGGAGGACUGACACACCUGAUGGCAUAUUGAGCCUGUGGAAGGGCGUUGCAGAGUGUGGACUGAUGGGCGGCGUCCUCUCCGGUCUUCAGACGCAGUUAUUGGCCACUCUGAAAGGACUUGAAGUUCGCACUGAGAAAGAUGAGCUGCAGGAGAUGGACGCCAUCAUACUAAAUUCCCUGUGUGAGAUGUUUGGGCUUUUAGACUCUGUGAAGCAAGCGCUGGAGCAGCGGUGCAGCCAGAGGGAAGAUAACAAAGUUGAAAACGAUGGCGUUUAUGAGCUGGAGGAGCUGUCAAAGGAAAGGAGGAAGCAGGCUUGGAUUAAAAAUCCAUCCUACAAACACACGUCCCACAAGCACCUUCGACCCCAACGCAACCAGCCAUCCAAUAGUCAGCUGUCACCCAUCAUCAGCAACACUGUGAUCCAGCCACUCUCCCUUUUGGGCUUACCUGCACCGCCGUACACUCAUCCACCCUCCAUCAACCCUCAGCACGUCAGCCACUUCCUUGCUCAAAGAGGGCUACGAGGAGGGGCCGGGAAGAACGAAGAGAGGGCGCAGGCGCUCUGUGAGUCGGGCAAAGCGGAGAAGGUGCUCAGGCCAGGACAAGAACUAACCUUGGGUAUCCACCAAGGUCUUGGACAGAGGGGGUGCAAGCUUCAGCCUCAGUUAGGAAGUGAGGAGGCUGAUGAGGGAGAGAGCUUGCAUGACUUUCAAAAAGUGGGUUUGGGGAGGAAGGGUUUGAAAAAACUUAAAAGUAAAUGAAACAGAGAGAGAUAAUCCCAAAGUCUAAAGCGAUUUCUAAACUGUUUGUCUGUUCGACUACUUUCAUAAUCAGUCUUUGGUGACUGUGUUUUCCCUUGUGUAAAAGUAGUUAGAGAAAUGUGAAAAAAUUGAACAUUUCUUACGAUAUUUGUAAUCAAGAAUACUUUUGUGAGUGAUUGUAUAAUUGUAAGUGUUGAGUUUUUUAUUAUGCAAAUUUUUAAACACCAACAUCUCACUCAAGCUUGUGUAUAGUCACAAUAUACUAAUGGGUAUAGUUGCUGUCCAAUUAAAAGCAUGUUGUUUUGAGAGUUUUUCUGACUAGUUUUUUGACUACAAAAAGAGAUACUAGAUCCAUGCUUUUAAUUGCACAGUGCACAGUACACUCAAUGCCUGAUGAAUAUUCUGAAUUUUUUACAGCUACAGUAUAAAUUAAUGAAUAAUCUUCCUUUACAAUUGAAAAAAGUCAAAUAUGAUCUACAUUGUGUUCAGGCGGCGUUUCAUUUCCAAAAUAGCCCUGUAUGAUUAAUGGACACAUUUCAAUAAAUCUCUUCAUGGUUAAAGCUGUAUUUCUUUUAAAUGCUAAUGUCCUCCGGGUAAUGCUCCACUGGUGCAGUCUCAAUUGUUUCUUUUUCCUUUGCUGCUAUAAUGUGCUGGAGUUUAGAGGGUAAAUCAAUAUCAGAUUAUCCGCAAAGCUGCCCUUUGAGUAUUGACCUUUCAAGCAUGUUGAUCUUGAGGUUACACACACAAAUCACUGCUUUCAAAUAAUCUUUUUUUGUCCAAAAGUGCAGUGCGCUGUGUGAUGUACGUCCAACAGAACCCUCCAUUAGCUUGCUGUUACCCAGUGCAUAUCAUCUCAUGUGUCAAUACACUGGCAGCUGUUUUAAAUGUGAGUAUUUAGUCACUAUGAAGUUUUACGUAUCCCCACUUUUGAUUCAUAUUUUACACAUACAGUGAAACCGCCAAGGUGAAUCCCCACUAUAAGUGGUACAAUUUGGCAAGCAAAAAAAAAACAUUGAAACAUCUGCUUCCAAAGAACAAAACUGGACUUUAACAGCAAAUCUGACUUCAGCCCAGUGAGCAUCUCAACGAUAAACUCCACAAGUAUGUUUUACUUUUUCUUUGGCUUUUUAAAAACCUUUUCUGGAUAGCUAUGAUGGCAUAGAGGACUAGUGUGAUGAUAAUCAUACAACUUAUUACUACAAUAUGAGCAAUACAGUUAAUGAAAUCUCAUAUGACCAAGCAGGUAAACAGAAAAGCAUGUCGCUGAAGGAAUAAUGACUGAUAAUGGCUAAUGACUAGCACUAGCAGAUGUGUUAUGGGUCAUUCCUACAAUUCGGUGCCAUUUGCCAUUCGUCCUUUUUAGUUAGACUCGGACCUUUAGGAACGAAUUAAUGUUGCUAACCAAUGUUCUGCUGUAGUUCCAGAAGGUCUGACUAACCAAAACGUUCGCUAACCAAAUCAAUUUUUCCCAUAAGAAAUAAUGUAAAUCCAAUUAAUCUGUUCUAGAAAGCCAAAAAUGUUAACACAAAACACGUGGUUUUGCAAUUAUAGUUUUACACACAGAAAACAAUUUGAAAUGCAUAUACACUAACUGGUCCAAAACGUUUUAGAACACUCCAAUUUCUCUGGAGGAAAAACC
Molecule: messenger RNA, 3536 nt
Organism: Dunckerocampus dactyliophorus (ringed pipefish)
Lineage: Eukaryota; Metazoa; Chordata; Actinopteri; Syngnathiformes; Syngnathidae
Product: glucocorticoid modulatory element-binding protein 1-like
Exons: 10
Coding region: 473-1897 (474 amino acids)
Biological process (GO): positive regulation of transcription by RNA polymerase II
Cellular component (GO): nucleus
Molecular function (GO): DNA-binding transcription activator activity, RNA polymerase II-specific; RNA polymerase II cis-regulatory region sequence-specific DNA binding
Source: RefSeq, a predicted model, not a curated record